Messenger RNA from Helianthus annuus (common sunflower), 1773 nucleotides. Its product is annotated as glutamic acid-rich protein-like. The transcript is spliced from 2 exons. NCBI's taxonomy places the organism in Eukaryota, Viridiplantae, Streptophyta, Magnoliopsida, Asterales, Asteraceae. Bases 1 to 1773 code for a protein of 590 amino acids. The record is from RefSeq and is a predicted model, not a curated record.
AUGAGCAACAAUUCUCUCAAGCAGCUUGCAAGAUAUCACCCAAACCAUCCUGAACCAAAGACAGUUGCUGAAUUCUUCGGAUAUAUCAAAGAUGUGAACUACGUUGAUCCUGAUCCAGUCAAUCACCAAAACUGGAGAAAUGAAGAAGAAAUGAAGGAAGCAGCUUACAUUGAUGAGCUAAAAACUCUUGAGGAGUUCAAAACCACACGUAAUGACUGGUUUGUCAAAGAAACAAGGAGGAGAGGCAAAAAGGUUGCCCCUAAAUCACAGGAGGGUGAGGGGUCUUCGUCACAGCCAAAGAAAAAGCAAAAGAAAGUGGCAAAGACGUUAUUGAUUGAUGAGCCUGAGGUUGAAGAGCCGGUGGUAACCGCGGAAGAAGAUCCGUAUGCUGAUAUUGAUCAAGUGAUGUUAAAUGUUGAUGAUUUAGUGUCUGAGCAAGCUGCUAAUGUAGAAGCUGAGAAAGAGAAGGUUAUUGAAGAUAUCGAAGGUGAUGAUGUUGAUAAAGAUACUACAAGUUCUUCGAGUUCUUCAGAUGAUGAAAUAGAUGAGGCUGAACGUCUAAGAAGAAUUCAAGAAGCAACAGAGAAAGAGAAACAAUUAAGGAAGAGGAAGAGACAGGAGAAAGAUGAUGUUGCAUACGUUCCAUCUCCUAAGCAUGUCUAUGAAUCGCAAUCACCUUCAAGUGGUAGAAAGAAAGCCGGAGCAAGAAAAAGAAUUGUAUCUCCUAAGAUAAUGAAAGUUACUACGAAGAUUACGAAGCUGAAGAUUGUGUUAAAGAAGAAACCUUCCAAAGAACCGAGUCUUCAUAUUCCUCCGGAUAAUCUUGAAGAUAUUGGAGAUUUUGGCUUUGCAAACGAUGAACAAGUUAAGAAGCUAGAAAAGAAGAUGGAUGACGUGUUCAAUGAAAACAAUGUGUUAGCAGCUGAGAGCAAGAAAAUAGCUGAUCGGGAAAAGAUUCUAGAAAUGCGUCUAAAGAAGCUAGAAUCUGAAAACAAGUCUUUGUUAAAGAAGAUUGAUAAGGAUCAGACUGAGAUUGAUUUCCUGAAGGUGCGAGUGGCUGAACUUGAAGAAGAAAAGGCUCGCAGAGAUGAACAGAACAAAUAUUUCGAGAUAAAAAACAAAGAGCUUGAGGCUGCAAAGGCACUGAAAGAGCACGAGUUCUACAUGUUGAAUAAAGUAGUGGAGAAUAUGCUCGGAACGUCGAUUGAACAAAGAUUUGAAGAGAUACAAGUUGAAGAGCUUAGGGCUAAACGCCAAGCUGAGAUUGAUGAACAGAUAAAAGAUAAGGGAAAGGGUACUGAAAGCAGUGUGGCAGUUGUUGAAAGAUCAAUUGUUCCAUCUUUAGUGAUUGAAAACCUUGUUCCUAUAUCCUCUAUUUCUAGAGUCUUUGAAGAGAAUGUAUCUUUAGAGGAUCUUGCUGGUGAUGAUGAUGAAGAUGAUGAAAAAGAGGAUGUUGAGGAAGAAGGUGAUGAUGAGGAUGAUGAAAAUGAGGAUGAUGAUGAAGAGGGUGAUGACGAGGAAGAUGAUAAUGAUGAGAAAGUCUUUUCUGCUAGCAGUCAUGGUUCUGAUAAUGAUGAUGAUGAUGCUCAAGGUGGUAUGGGAAUUAAGGUGACUGAACAGUCAAGUCAAGGAACUUUUGAUGAUUUUUUGAAUGACAGUGUGAAUGAAGAGACAGGGGGAGCUGAAGGAAAGGGGGAGCAUGGUGAUGAUCAGAAUGUUGAUCAAGUUGAGAAGUUGAUUCUUCGAAUUAAACCUCAUGUUGAAGAAGGUUAG